CUGGGCGCUGCUUCCCGGACCCGCCAGGGCCCUAUAAGGAGGCGCGGGGCCGCCGAGCGCCGGGAGGAGCAGCUGCCGGCCGCGGCCACCAUGGUGCGCAUCGUGACGGUGAAGACGCAGGCGUACCCCGACCAGAAGCCGGGUACCAGCGGGCUGCGGAAGCGCGUGAAGGUGUUCCAGAGCAAUGCCAACUACGCGGAGAACUUCAUCCAGAGCAUCGUGGCCACCGUGGACCCGGCGCAGCGGCAGGAGGCCACGCUGGUGGUGGGCGGGGACGGCCGCUUCUACAUGCGCGAGGCCAUCCAGCUCAUCGUGCGCAUCGCCGCGGCCAACGGGAUUGGGCGCCUGGUUAUUGGACAGAACGGAAUCCUGUCCACCCCGGCAGUGUCCUGCAUCAUCAGAAAGAUCAACGCCAUUGGAGGGAUCAUCCUGACGGCCAGCCACAACCCCGGGGGCCCCAAUGGAGACUUUGGCAUCAAAUUCAACAUUUCCAAUGGCGGCCCUGCUCCGGAAGCCAUAACGGAUAAGAUCUUCCAGAUCAGCAAGACCAUCGAGGAAUAUGCAAUUUGCCCGGACCUGAAAGUCGACCUCGGGGUUCUGGGAAAGCAGCAGUUUGACCUGGAAAACAAGUUCAAACCCUUCACAGUGGAAAUCGUGGACUCGGUGGCAGCAUAUGCCGCCAUGCUGAGAAACAUCUUUGACUUCAACGCCCUCAAAGAGCUGCUGUCGGGCCCCAACCGUCUGAAGAUCCGCAUCGACGCCAUGCACGGAGUCGUGGGGCCCUAUGUGAAGAAGAUCCUGUGUGAAGAACUUGGGGCGCCCGCCAACUCGGCGGUGAAUUGCGUUCCCCUGGAGGACUUUGGCGGCCACCACCCAGACCCCAACCUCACCUAUGCGGCGGACCUGGUGGAGACCAUGAAGUCGGGGGAGCACGACUUUGGAGCGGCUUUCGACGGCGAUGGGGACCGGAACAUGAUUCUGGGCAAGCACGGCUUCUUCGUGAAUCCCUCGGACUCGGUGGCCGUCAUCGCCGCCAACAUCUCCAGCAUCCCCUACUUCCAGAGGACGGGCGUCCAUGGCUUUGCUCGCAGCAUGCCCACCAGCGGCGCCCUGGACCGGGUGGCUCACGCCACAAAGAUUGCUUUGUAUGAGACUCCGACGGGCUGGAAGUUCUUCGGGAAUCUGAUGGAUGCCAGCAAACUGUCCCUGUGUGGGGAGGAGAGCUUUGGGACGGGCUCUGACCACAUCCGGGAGAAGGAUGGGCUCUGGGCUGUGCUCGCCUGGCUCUCCAUCCUAGCUGCCCGCAAGCAGAGUGUGGAGGACAUCCUCAAGGAUCACUGGCAGAAGUACGGCCGCAAUUUCUUCACCAGGUAUGAUUACGAGGAGGUGGAAGCCGAAGGUGCCAAUAAGAUGAUGAAGGACCUGGAGGCCCUGAUCGCCGAUCGCUCCUUUGUGGGGAAACAGUUCCCAGUAGGAGACAAAGUGUACACGGUGGAGAAAAUUGACAACUUUGAAUACAGCGAUCCCGUGGACGGCAGCGUCUCGAGAAACCAGGGCUUGAGGCUCAUUUUUGCGGAUGGUUCUCGCAUCAUCUUCCGGCUGAGCGGCACGGGGAGCGCAGGGGCCACCAUCCGGCUGUACAUCGACAGCUACGAGAAGGACAUCGCCAAGAUCUACCAGGACCCCCAGGUCAUGCUGGGCCCCCUGGUCUCCAUCGCGCUGAAGGUGUCGCAGCUGCAGGAGAGGACGGGGCGUACCGCCCCCCACGGUCAUCACCUAAGGAGCCAGCCGAGGGGGCCAUGCCCGCCCCAGACUGUCGCCGGGGCCUCUGAUGGAAGCUGCGUCUGCCCCCACCUCUGGGCUGACCAUGAAAGGCACCAGCACCGUGGACACCUCGGGGGCCCCACGGCCACCCCUUCUGCCCGUCCCCGGUCACUGCGGGUGCCUGCCACGCCAGGCCUGCUUUACACUACACUGUCAGACGGAGGGUGGGCACUGACCAGGGAGGCCUUCUCAUCCCGGUGCCUAUGAAAUGUCCGUGUAAGUUCCCUUCUCCGUAAUGAACCUCUCCCCAAAUUGAACUGUUUACACGUGAGCCAAUGGAAAUGUGAUUUCUCGUGCCUUCUCCCCAGCCUUCGGGGGAGACAUCCUCCUACAGAGUUCUGUCUUGUUUGGCCACAAAAGUCCUGUUCUGGGGAAUUAAAGGAAAGUA
Molecule: messenger RNA, 2212 nt
Organism: Sorex fumeus (smoky shrew)
Lineage: Eukaryota; Metazoa; Chordata; Mammalia; Eulipotyphla; Soricidae
Gene: PGM1
Product: phosphoglucomutase 1
Exons: 11
Coding region: 91-2031 (646 amino acids)
Biological process (GO): carbohydrate metabolic process
Cellular component (GO): cytosol
Molecular function (GO): magnesium ion binding; phosphoglucomutase activity
Source: RefSeq, a predicted model, not a curated record